UAUGAUUCUCCCCUCUUAACCUCCCUCUGGCUCUGGGUCGAAAACUCUACUUGUCUUUAAUUCUCUACACCAUCCUUUUGCUCCGCCUCUCCUUCUCUUAGUCUUGUUCUUCUUCGUUUCAUAUUAGUACCAUUAUUUGAGGAAUAUACUCAAUCCCUUCAUCUUCUCCCUGCGUGCAUUGAUACCCCUUUUGUUGUGAUUUCAUUCCGUCUAUAUAUACGCCUCCCCACCAUCCUUGGUCGAUUCGAUUAUACUCCUUCUUUUUGGAUAGUUUCUUCACGAGCAACAGGCCAUAGAUCGUAUCAUCAUGGCCCAACCAUACGACCCCCCCAAUGGCCAACCCCCCAUGGGCAAUCCCCAGAUCGAUGUCAUCUGCGGGCCCUUGCUCAACUUCAAAAACAUGGACAUCAAUUCCUCCGAGUCCACCUGGCGUGGUAGUGUGCUGAUCGUGACCAAACCCAACUGCCCUCAGCCGCGGCUUGUUUUGCGCAAGGCUGGCCCAGCCGCCCCCGACGCCUCGGCCGAUGCGCCCCUCUAUGGCAACCACGGCUCCCCCAUCGACGGUUUGCGCCUCUACGAAGAUCCCGAGAAGGCCUUCUGGCGCUUCUCCCUCGCCCUCCCCCUGGACUCCUACGAGGCUCGCUGGGAGUACGCCAUCGAUGGCUUCCACUACACUCAGGGCGACCUCGGCCGCGCCUCCUGGGACUUUGUCGUCCCCUCCGUCAACCAGUCCAUGCGCAUGAUGUUCCACUCCUGCAAUGGCUUCUCCGUCGGCACCGACAUGGACGCCUGGCUCGGCCCCAACCUGUGGAACGAUGUCCUGCGCGUUCACGCCCAAAAACCCUUCCAUGUCAUGAUCGGCGGCGGCGAUCAGAUCUACAACGACGGCAUCCGCGUCGACGGCCCCCUGGCCGAAUGGACCGCCAUCGGCAACCCCCACAAGCGUCGCGCCCACAACUUCGACAACUCCAUGCGCGAGCGCUGCGACGAGUACUACUACGCCAACUACAUCCGCUGGUACUCCACCGAGCCCUUCAAGGAGGCCAACGGCCGCAUCCCCCAGAUCAACAUCUGGGACGACCACGACAUCAUCGACGGCUUCGGCUCCUACACCGACCACUUCAUGCGCUGCUCCGUCUUCCGCGGCAUCGGCGGCGUCGCCUUCAAGUACUACUGCCUCUUCCAGCACCACAUCGCGCCCCCGCUCUCCACCUACACCACCGACGCGCCCCAGACCAUGCAGGCCGUCAACGGCACCGCCGGCGCCGACCCGCGCCAGCUCGAAAACACCUACGUCCUCGAGAACCAGCCCGAGGACGACAGCUGGAUCGUCGGCAAGCGUCCCGGCCCCUACGUCGAGGAGAAGAGUCGCAACCUGUACAUGCGCCUCGGCAAGCGCAUCGCCUUCGUCGGCGUCGACGCCCGCACCGAGCGCACCCGCCACCAAGUCAACUACAACGACACCUACGACCUCAUCUUCAACCGACUCGAGCAGGAGGUCGCCGCCGCCAACGGCGACAUCAAGCACCUGAUCGUCCUCCUCGGCGUCCCCAUCGCCUACCCGCGUCUCGCCUGGCUGGAGAACAUCCUCAGCUCGCCCGUCAUCGCGCCCAUCCGGCUCCUCAACAAGCGUUUCGGCUUCGCCGGCGGCCUCUUCAACCAGUUCGACGGCCAGGUCGAUCUCCUCGACGACCUCGACGACCACUACACCGCCCGCCAGCACAAGCGCGAACGCCGCCUCUUCAUCCAGCGUCUGCAGGACUUCUCCAAGACCCACUCCGCCCGCGUCACCUUCCUCGGCGGCGACGUUCACCUCGCCGCCAUCGGCCGCUUCUACUCCAACCCCAAGCUGGGCAUCCAGUCCCGCCACGACCCCCGCUACAUGAUCAACGUCGUCAGCUCCGCCAUCACCAACAAGCCGCCCCCCAAGGCCGUCGCCAACCUGCUCGCCCGCCGCAACAAGAUCCACCACCUCGACCACGACACCGACGAGACCAUGAUGAACAUGUUCGAUCGCCAGCCCGGGGGCAUCGAGAAGAGCGCCAAUUGGAACAAGGUCACCAUGCCGUCCCGCAACUACGCCUGCUUGACGGAAGUCGACAUCCCGUUCACCAACGGCGACGGCCCCACCGGUCUCGAAGGCGGCACCAUCGACCAGAUCCCCAAGGACGGCCACUCGCCGCUUCACAACGGCGAAGCCACCGCCGGGGCGGAGAACUCCGCCGCGGACGGGUUUGGCUCCGACGGCGUCAUGCCCGGUGGUCUGGACGUGGCUAUCCGAGUGGAAAUCGACCCGCAGAACAAGGAGGGUGCCGCCGACGGUUACGCAUUCAGUAUCCCACCCCUGGAAUACGUCCCGUCCGAAUCAGACAAGAAACGCCCUCACUCGUGGCGCUCGCACUCGCUUCACGGCCGCCACUCCCGUCCCCAGUCGGGUAAUAAUGAUCCUCCUCGACCGUCGACCUCGAUCAACUAGCUAACUCGAAAAAAAUUUGGCUGGAAAAAAAAAGAACAACAAAAUAAACAACAUCAGCAGCAGCAGCAACAGCAGCAGAAACUUGUCUUUGAUCCGGUGACUUGGUGGUCCGAGGGGAUUCCUAUUUGAAUUUGAUCUGAUUUGAUUUGUGGGUUGAUGGGGGGUGGGGAGGGGGUUGUAAUAUUUGAUUUAUAUGCAAGGUGGGAUUUGUUGGAUAUUAUAUUAUACCUAUUGUUGUGGUUUUGAAUGUAUCCGUGCAUGGUUCGUUU
Messenger RNA from Aspergillus candidus, 2745 nucleotides. RefSeq lists its product as uncharacterized. Gene Ontology annotation, cellular component: membrane. NCBI's taxonomy places the organism in Eukaryota, Fungi, Ascomycota, Eurotiomycetes, Eurotiales, Aspergillaceae. Bases 308 to 2476 code for a protein of 722 amino acids. The record is from RefSeq and is a predicted model, not a curated record. The transcript has 3 exons.